UCCUGCGGCUACGGCAGCUGCCCCGAAAGGCGCAAAUUCACCUGUUUAUUAACAAAUUAUCUCACCGUUCCUAAUAAAUAUUAAGGGAUGAAACUGAGACUGUUCAAAAGGCAAUUAAAUUCUACUUGAUCAGGUCAAGUUUCAUCCUUUAACUUUGAAAACUUGAAAUAAAAAAGCAGAAGGAAAGUCGAUGCGUGAUCUGUGCUCUGAAAUUCCAUUGAGUUUGCCAUCGCACUAAGAUUUUCCCAAUGUUUCUUAAUUGUUAUUCCUCGAAAUCUCUCUGGUUAUUAAUUUUGGGCACCCCGGUCUCUUUGGCGAGUGCAGCACACGAGUAACUUGCUUAACCAUAAGUUUUCGUCGGCUAAUUGGAUACAGCUAUCUCUUUUUCUCUUUACUGGUGAUCAACGGAGGUUAGGAUUUGAUAAAUUAAGGAACAAAUACUUUUUUUGUCGAAAUACCGAAGAUGGCAGCUACAGAAGAAAUGAAUCCGCUCGAUAUCUCCAAAUUUGCUAUGAGCUCUUGUUUCAGCGAUGUGACUAUUAUUGUUCAAAAUGAAAAAAUUCCAAGUCAUAAGUUGGUCCUCGGUGCAGCCAGUCCAGUCUUACUAUCGCUGCUGACAUCAGACAUGAAGGAGGCACGUGAAAAUAUCAUUGUUAUCGAAGAUGUCGAAUUAUACGUCAUGAAAAUUGUUCUGAAGUAUUUAUACACUGGAGCUAUAGUUUCCAGUGGCUAUUUGACGUAUUUGAGGAUUCUAGCUGUAGCUGAGAAGUAUGCCAUGAGCUCACUCAAAUCGCUCAUUGAAGAGGAGUUGAUGGCGAGUAUAAAUGCCACCAAUGUUAUCGAGAUUCUUGAUUACGCUAACCUGCAUCGAGCGAACAAACUGAAACAGACAGCUAUGCAAUAUAUCAUUCACAACAAGCAUAACCUGAUAGGUUCAGAAAGUUUCAAAGCCCUUUGUUAUAACAACCACGAGCUAAUGAUGGAGUUCCUCAUUUUGUUUGCCAAGAGGUAAUUGGUGGAACCUCGUCGCCAACUUGUGACCUGUUAACGUUCGCCCCCUUACCACUUGAAUAUAAUCGAAGAACGUUAUUAUCGUUGUAAAGAAUUACAAAAUCUUAUCAUCUAUUGAACUUGACCAGAAAUUCAUUGUAGCAAAAUGGUAUAUUACCUGAAGUUGUGCGUUCUGACGAUCUUUAUUGUACAACAUAUUUUUGGCAAUAAAAUUUUUCAACAACUUUCAAAAAAUCAUC
This is a messenger RNA of Diachasmimorpha longicaudata, 1250 nucleotides long. Its product is annotated as speckle-type POZ protein-like. Gene Ontology annotation, molecular function: protein binding. Bases 464 to 1012 code for a protein of 182 amino acids. The transcript is spliced from 2 exons. NCBI's taxonomy places the organism in Eukaryota, Metazoa, Arthropoda, Insecta, Hymenoptera, Braconidae. The record is from RefSeq and is a predicted model, not a curated record.